Messenger RNA from Hippopotamus amphibius kiboko, 1101 nucleotides. It is a transcript of the gene FTMT, whose product is annotated as ferritin mitochondrial. The record is from RefSeq and is a predicted model, not a curated record. The transcript has a single exon. Gene Ontology annotation, cellular component: mitochondrion; cytoplasm. Lineage: Eukaryota; Metazoa; Chordata; Mammalia; Artiodactyla; Hippopotamidae. Gene Ontology annotation, biological process: iron ion transport; intracellular iron ion homeostasis. The coding region runs from base 68 to 796 and encodes 242 amino acids. Gene Ontology annotation, molecular function: ferric iron binding; ferrous iron binding.
GAUCUGACGCCCCGGCGCGCAGGGCAGGCCUGGCCUCAGUUUCCCCCACUUCUAAAGAGGAGGGGCCAUGCUGCCCUGUUUCUCGUUCCUCUCCAAGCACAUCAGCACUUCGCCGGUGUGGCUCCGCUGUGCGCGCCACGGCUUCGCGCUCGCGCCGCGCUGGGACCCUAGACGGCCCCGGGGCUGCCCGCCGCCCGCCCCUCGCCGCCCGCUGGCCGCAGCCGCCUCCUCCCGGGGACCAGCAGGGCCCGCCGGCGCCCCCUCCCGGGUGCGCCAGAACUUCCACCCGGACUCUGAGGCCGCCAUCAACCGCCAGAUCAACCUGGAGCUCUAUGCGUCGUACGUGUACUUGUCCAUGGCCUAUUACUUCUCCCGAGAUGACGUGGCCUUGCACAACUUCGCCAGAUAUUUCCUUCGGCUGUCCCGGGAGGAGACCGAUCAUGCGGAGAAGCUGAUGAGGCUGCAGAACCAGCGGGGAGGACAGCUCCGCCUGCAGGACAUUAAGAAACCAGACAAGGACGACUGGAAAAGUGGGCUGAAUGCCAUGGAGUGUGCUCUGCUCUUGGAAAAGAAUGUGAACCAGUCGUUGUUGGAAUUGCACACUCUGGCCUCAGACAAAGGUGACGCCCAUUUAUGCGAUUUUCUGGAAACCCACUAUCUGAAUGAGCAGGUGAAGUCUAUCAAAGAACUAGGUGACCACGUGCACAACUUGAUUAAGAUGGGGGCCCCGGAUUCUGGCCUGGCAGAGUACCUUUUUGACAAACAUACCCUUGGAAAUGAAAACAAUCAAAACUAACCCAUAGGCUGCCUUCUCCACUGACCAGGGUGUGCCAGGACCCAGAAGCAGCUGUUUCCUUCUUUCCUUUUAUAUUCUUCUGUUAUAAUGUCCCAAUACAGUGAUUUGUAGAGAAUAUGUAUUUCGCCUCAUGUUAACAAUGGCUUUUUGCCCUGCAUGAAGAUAAUUUUCCCAGCACAGGAUGAGAUGGUAUAAAGAAAGACUGUAAAAAAGCUACUGAAAUAGAUGCAAAUUAAAUCUCUCCAGUUACCAAAUAUUACUGCAGACCAUGACCCUUUACUAAAAUUCCAUGAUUUUCAACUCAA